AUGCUUCUCGUCCUGACCAAGGCCUUCCUGCGGUCUCCCGCGCCGCGCGCGACGCGCCGCGUCGUCGCCCGCGCCGCCACCAACGGCGGCGAGUGGGCCCUGCCCAGCGGCUGGCGCGCGGCGCUGGGCGACGAGCUCGCGAGCGACCGCUUCCGGGACCUCCAGGCCUUCGUCGCCGCGGAGCGCGCCUCCCAAACCGUCUACCCGCCGCCGGACGAGACGCUCCGCGCGCUGCGAUCCGUCGACCUCGACGGCGUCCGCGUCUGCGUCGUGGGGCAGGACCCGUACCACGGCCCCGGCCAGGCCAACGGCCUCGCCUUCAGCGUCUCCGGCGGCUGCGCCAUCCCCCCGUCCCUCCGCAACGUGCUGCGCGAGUGCGCCGAGGACCACGGCGCCGCGCCGGCCGGCGGCGACCUCGGAGGCUGGGCGGACCAGGGCGUGCUCCUGCUCAACACCGCGCUGACGGUGCGCGAGGGCGAGGCGCACAGCCACCGCGGCCGCGGCUGGGAGCGCCUGACGGACGCCGUCGUGGCCGCGCUCGCCGCGCGGGAGCGACCGGUCGUCUUCGCGCUCUGGGGCAACCCCGCGAGGAAGAAAGCGGCCAUCGUCGACGGCGCGCGGCACCGCGUCGUCGCGUCGAGCCACCCGUCGCCCCUGUCCUGCGCGAAGACGGCGGCGCCCUUCCGGGGGAGCCGGUGCUUCUCGCGCAUCAACGCGCACCUCGAGGACCUCGGCGUCGAGCAAAUCGACUGG
Aureococcus anophagefferens is the source of this 753-nucleotide messenger RNA. RefSeq lists its product as hypothetical. Gene Ontology annotation, biological process: base-excision repair; base-excision repair, AP site formation via deaminated base removal. Lineage: Eukaryota; Pelagophyceae; Pelagomonadales; Pelagomonadaceae. The record is from RefSeq and is a predicted model, not a curated record. Gene Ontology annotation, molecular function: uracil DNA N-glycosylase activity. The annotation marks the transcript as partial. The transcript has a single exon. Gene Ontology annotation, cellular component: mitochondrion; nucleus.